AGGAAAGGAAUAUCAAAUUUGAGAGAAAAAUUUUGGAAAAAAUAUGCAGACGGCGUCGUAUAGCGAACUCGAAUAGUCAAACAGCAACAGCGAAGAGUUGGAUUCAAGGAAGAAGUGCUGAGUUGCGCCCAACACCAAAAGGAGCCCAUUUCUUUCAGUUUUCAGAAAAAUUCAAAACUAAACGGAAAAAACUAGCAUUGUCGAAAGGCGCAUCUCUCGAUUUUCCCGAUCCUAUCUUGAAGAGCAUUAUAACUUUGGAUAUUGCUAAAGAUUCCCCAAUUGACGAAAGAAGCCCAAAAAAUCAUCAGUUCAACGCCUUCGUAGAUCAGGUCUCAAGUCCAGUUAGAAGAGAAAUAGCCAGCAGAUCUUCUUUGGGGAUGAAGACUCCAAAUAAUAAUGAUCAAACUGAUGUUGAGAGUGGGAGGUUGGAAAAGGAGAGAGAAAAGGCAACGCGAAGUAAAAGAGGACUCUCAUUACACAAUAAGGCCUUUUUGUCUGGCCUCGCAUAUUGUUUUUCUUCCUGCGGCAUGAUACUGGUGAACAAGUAUGUCCUCUCCAGUUAUGACUUUAAUGCUGGAAUAUCUUUGAUGCUGUACCAGAAUUUUGUAUCCGUAGUUAUUGUUUCCAUAUUAAGUUAUCUUGGUGUAAUUACAACGGAACCAUUCACAUGGAGAUUAAUCAAGGUCUGGUUGCCUGUCAAUAUUAUAUUUGUGGGGAUGCUGGUCACAAGUAUGUUCAGUCUAAAGUAUAUAAAUGUCGCCAUGGUCACAGUUCUGAAGAAUGUAACCAAUGUGAUAACUGCUGUUGGUGAAAUGUAUCUAUUCAACAAGCACCACGACAAUAGAGUUUGGGCAGCACUUUUCUUAAUGAUCAUUUCAGCAAUAUCAGGAGGAUUUACGGAUCUCACAUUUCAUGCCAUUGGAUACACGUGGCAGUUUAUAAAUUGUUUUUUGACAGCAUCUUAUUCUUUGACUUUGCGUCGGGUGAUGGACACAGCCAAGCAAGUCACCAAAUCCGGAGACCUGAAUGAGUUCUCAAUGGUCAUGCUAAACAAUAGCCUUUCACUGCCUCUAGGGAUUUUGCUUAUGUUUGUGUUCAACGAGGUUGAAUAUCUUUCACAAACGCCACUUUUGAGGUUGCCCACCUUCUGGCUGGUGAUGACCCUUAGUGGAUUCCUAGGAUUAGCAAUCAGCUUCACUUCCAUGUGGUUUCUGCAUCAGACGGGAGCUACAACAUACAGCCUUGUCGGAUCCCUAAACAAGAUACCUCUUUCUGUUGCUGGCAUUCUCCUCUUCCAUGUCCCGACUAGCUUGGAAAAUUCUGCAAGUAUAUUCUUUGGCUUGUUGGCAGGAGUGAUGUUCGCAAGAGCAAAGAUGCGUUAAGGAUCUCAAGUUAAAGUAUUUAAGCUCACACCAAACAUGUAGACCAGCCUUUGUGGCAGUUGUUUUUCUGCUUUUACCCUGCAGUGCUCUCUUCACCACUGGUGAUUCUGUAACAUUUAUUCCCAGCAAAUCAAACAUUUGAUGAUCAUGUUGUAUGAGAAUAAUCAAUGAACAGCAUCUAUACCAUACAAGAAGCAUCGUAAUGUAGUUUAGUAUAAAAAUCAACUUCAAUUU
This is a messenger RNA of Sesamum indicum (sesame), 1616 nucleotides long. RefSeq names its product GDP-mannose transporter GONST1. The record is from RefSeq and is a predicted model, not a curated record. NCBI's taxonomy places the organism in Eukaryota, Viridiplantae, Streptophyta, Magnoliopsida, Lamiales, Pedaliaceae.